AUGACUGAGCCUGAUAAGACACGUAUCAAGUACGCCUUGAGUGGAAACUUAAAGAGCCAUUCGAGGACUCAUACAAAAGAAAAACCAUAUUCAUGUGAAAUUUGUAAAAUGACAUUUUCUCAAAGUGGACAUUUCAAAAUCCAUUUGAAGACACACACAAAAGAAAAACCAUAUUCUUGUGAAAUUUGUAAAAAAUCUUUUUCUGUGAGUGGAAAUUUGAAAGUUCAUUUGAGGACACAUACAAAAGAAAAACCAUAUUCUUGUGAAAUUUGUAAAAAGUCUUUUUCUGAGAGUGGAAAUUUGAAAGUUCAUUUGAGGACACAUACAAAAGAAAAACCAUAUUCUUGUGAAAUUUGUAAAAAGGCAUUUUCUCAGCGUGGACAUUUCAAAAUCCAUUUGAGGACACAUACAAAAGAAAAACCAUAUUCUUGUGAAAUUUGUAAAAAGUCUUUUUCUAAGAGUGGAAAUUUCAAAGUUCAUUUGAGGACACAUACAAAAGAAAAACCAUAUUCUUGUGAAAUUUGUAAAAAGUCUUUUUCUAAGAGUGGAAAUUUCAAAGUUCAUUUGAGGACACAUACAAAAGAAAAACCAUAUUCUUGUGAAAUUUGUAAAAAGUCUUUUUCUAAGAGUGGAAAUUUCAAAGUUCAUUUGAGGACACAUACAAAAGAGAAACCAUAUUCUUGUGAAAUUUGUAAAAAGACAAAAGAAAAACCAUAUUCUUGUGAAAUUUGUAAAAUGUCAUUUUCUCAGAGUGGAAGUCUGAAGAGACAUUUGAGGACACAUACAAAAGAAAAACCAUAUUUUUGUGAAAUUUGUAAAAAGUCAUUUUCUCAGAGUGGACAUUUCAAAAUCCAUUCGAGGACACAUACAAAAGAAAAACCAUAUUCUUGUGAAAUUUGUAAAAAGUCUUUUUCUGUUAGUGGACAUUUCAAAAUCCAUUUGAGGACACAUACAAAAGAAAAACCAUAUUCUUGUGAAAUUUGUAAAAAAUCUUUUUCUGUGAGUGGAACUUUGAAAGAUCAUUUGAGGACACAUACAAAAGAAAAACCAUAUUCUUGUGAAAUUUGUAAAAAGUCUUUUUCUGUUAGUGGAAAUUUGAAAAUUCAUUUGAGGACACAUACAAAAGAAAAACCAUAUUCUUGUGAAAUUUGUAAAAAGUCUUUUUCUGUUAGUGGAAAUUUGAAAAUUCAUUUGAGGACACAUACCAAAGAAAAACCAUAUUCUUGUGAAAUUUGUAAAAAGUCAUUUUCUGAGAGUGGAAGUUUGAAAGAUCAUUUGAGGACACAUACAAAAGAAAAACCAUAUUCUUGUGAAAUUUGUAAAAAGUCUUUUUCUGUUAGUGGAAAUUUGAAAAUUCAUUUGAGGACACAUACAAAAGAAAAACCAUAUUCUUGUGAAAUUUGUAAAAAGGCAUUUUCUCAGCGUGGACAUUUGAAAAUCCAUUUGAGG
Messenger RNA from Uloborus diversus, 1449 nucleotides. Its product is annotated as zinc finger protein 709-like. Gene Ontology annotation, molecular function: zinc ion binding; nucleic acid binding. The transcript is spliced from 3 exons. The record is from RefSeq and is a predicted model, not a curated record. Gene Ontology annotation, biological process: negative regulation of transcription by RNA polymerase II; regulation of cytokine production; regulation of immune system process. The annotation marks the transcript as partial. Lineage: Eukaryota; Metazoa; Arthropoda; Arachnida; Araneae; Uloboridae.